AUGGCGACGCCCGUACCUCUUCUGGCACGCGCUCCACGUCCGGCCCCGACGCCAUUCGCCCACGAGCGGAUGCUGGAUGCGCGUCCUCGCUCGCCCUGCGAGACGUGCACGCCUCUAGUCGUCGAGAGCUGGAUCCCGAUCGACAUCACCACCACCUCUUGCUCCACGACGACCGGCGCCGGCGACGCGUGGUCGACCCCCUCGCCGUCCCCCUGGACCGCUAUGCAGCCUGCUGGCACCGCUACCGCGACGGCGACGACGACAUGCACCGUGCUGCAGACCGCCACGCGCACCGUCGAGGCGGCCGCCAGCGCCACCUGCUGCGUGCGCACGGCACGCUGGCCUGAGGACCUCACGACCCCCGUCCGCCGCGCCUUGGUCAACGCCUCGUUCGACGACUUGACCGUGGACUCGCGGACGAGGCAGAAGAGGGGCGUCGAUCCCGAGGUCGACGUCGACAUCGGCGUCGCCAUCGAUCGACUGAGGUUUGGCCUGCAAGACCGCAUGUACCACGACGCCGACCUGCUGCUGCGAAGGUGGCACGACGACCCGGUCUCGGGCCCGGCGACUGUCACGGUCACGACGACGCAGCUCGUCACGCGCACCUCGACCAGCUGGGUCGCGACGACGCCGACGACGAUGCCGACCACGAACUGGACCUCGACUUGGAACCCGCUCCCGUCGCCUGAGGGAUCCUGUGCGUCUCAACACUGGUGCAGUCCCGACGCCAAGGAUCGCGAGAGCAGGCUCGACCAGCUUUGCGGGUGCAUCGUCGCCUGGAUCGCAGUCGUCUAUGGCGCCUCGCCCAGACGCGCCGCCGACCUCGCCCCCUCCGUCGUCUUCCUCUUCGCCUUUGUCGUCUUUUUCGUCGUCGGGCUGCUGCGCCUCUUUGCCUGCCGCAAGAACCUCGCCGUCCUGAUCAACCUGAUCCCCGCCGUCGUCUUUGCCGGCGGCAUGCUGGGUUACUUUGGCACGCGCGCGUGGACUUCCAACAACAUCGCCAAUACGGGCCACAUUGUGGCGUCGCACGCCAUCCUCAUGUGCCUGCCCCUCUUCCUGGUCGAGGCGAUGCUGCAGCUCUUUGGUCUGCUGGCCAAGCGCGCCGAGCAGAGCACCUGGAUCCUCCACUCGAGCUACGCCUUGCGCCUGUGCAACCUCGUCGUCUUCUUCCUCUACGUCACCGCAGCCUGUAUGCUGCAGACCUUCCUGGAUACCUGGACCGAACGAGGCGACAACUGCGACUCGACGUCGUCCCAGAACCUCUCGCUGUUGCCCCUCGUCGCCGACUGGCUCGCAAUCUGCUGCCUCGUGACCGUCGGAAUCCUCAUCGUCGUCGUCCGCCUUCGCCACGCGCUCGCCGCACGCAUCCUGGUGCACGUCGUGCUCGUUGCCGUGCUCCUCUCGGUCCACUUUGUCUGGCGCAUCCUUCGAGACUGGGCUGCUCAAGACGUGUGGGACGCCGGUUGGGAAAAGUGGCAGCACCCCGUCGCAGCCACCGCCAACGCACAUGUCGGGGAUCACGGCGCUCUGGUCGUCGCCGUCGGAGGCAGCGGCAGCGCCUCGUGCUGGGGCGUUCGAUCCGACGGCCAGCCCGACUGGACCACGCUGUCGAGUGUGCGGACCGGGGUCGAGAGGCCCGCUCCGUUCUACCUCCUCGGCAUCCUCCCUCUGCUGCUUGCGCUCGCGCUGCUGUACAUGGUCAACCUGCCCGUCUACCACACGGCGACGGCGACGCCGCUGCCGCCGCAGCCGGAUCCGACGGCGCGCUACAAGGUGUCGUUCAACGCGCAGACGAAGCGGAUCGAGAUGGUCAGGGUCGAUGAUACGGCCACGGGCAAGGAUAAGGACAAGGGCAAGGGCAAGGGCAAGAGCACGGGCACGGGUGACAAGGCCAAGGACGCCCCCGCCGCCACGGCCGACGAGGAGGGAAGGCCCUACUACCGCCUCGUGCGCAGCAGCACGGGCAGGUGGAAGUUCAAAGAGGCCGGCCCUGCCGAUCCGAAUGGAUGGAGGGGAAAGGUCCGUGGUUUCCUCUUUGGAUGGCAGUAG
Messenger RNA from Pseudozyma flocculosa PF-1, 2049 nucleotides. RefSeq lists its product as uncharacterized. Bases 1 to 2049 code for a protein of 682 amino acids. The record is from RefSeq and is a predicted model, not a curated record. The transcript is spliced from 6 exons. Lineage: Eukaryota; Fungi; Basidiomycota; Ustilaginomycetes; Ustilaginales; Ustilaginaceae.